AGCACAGCAAUGAUCGCCAGCAAAGGACACCCUGACUCGCACCCGACAUCCACCGUUGCACUUUCCUCCCCUUUCGCAGUGCUUUUUUUUUGGUUCUUUUUGAGGUUGAAAAGGCUGUGAUUCAAAUACCAUGUGCAUACUCCCUAUGAAUCAUUGAUAACUGGUUAAUACAACGCUUUCGCCUAUCCUCGUGCGUACUUUAUUGUACCAAAGAAUCUCUAGUAAUCUAUUUCAGAUCAUAAAAUAAACACGGGGGUUUGAUAUUACUCCCGAGAAUUAGGCGGGCUACCUUUCAAGGAAAUGAGCGAACAUGAUGAAACACUCACCGAAGAAUCUCCUAUAGAAAGUAAAGAAAGUACAAGCGCUUGUCCAGAGGAAGAUGAUCAGACACGUGACGAUGCUGAUAGUUUGGACGAUGAACCUACUGAGGAAGAAGUGGCACUUGCUAUGCAUUUGUCCACUUCUUCGAACACACUAGAUGGCAAUAGCGUCGGUGUUGAUGGAUCAAAAGAUUGUGAUCAAGAAACUGAAACAGAAGGCGAAGCUCAAUGUCUCGUUUGUGGAUCUGCGAAAGAACCAUAUUUUGUUCAUUUCAAAAAGGCACAGAUCACCGGUAUCACUGCUGGUGAAUAUAUCUGGCGAUAUCGCUGCGGGAAGAAAGAAUGCGGCCAAUUUUUUGGAGAUUUCUACGCUUACGACAGAACAUCCAAUGCCUUCGUGAAAGUAUCAGAAGAUGGUGCAGUUGUGGAGGAUGCAACGACAGAGCAUGAACAUGAAGAGUUGCGUGAUGACAGUGUCAUCAAGGAACAUGAACAGGUACCUGAUGACAGUAUCGUCAAGGAACAUGAACAGGUGGCUGAAUGUGCUACACAGGCAGAUGAAGCUCAAGUGACCGAGCAAGUAUCUGAGACCUCUGUCGAACAAAAACCAGAGGUCUCUGAAGAAAAGCCUGCGGUUCAUGAGGAGAAGUCAGAGAAAGAUCUGCUCGAGGGUACAUCGGUGCAGCAUGCACCUUCUGAAGAAAAACAAGAAGUUGAACAAGUAAAUGGAGAUAUCGUAGGACCAACUAUGACUUCGAGAAGUCGGCGACGACAACGAGUAACAGCACGGAAGAAAACGGCUGUUACCACAAGCACAAGUAAAGCGAAGAGUACACCAGCAUGCAUAGUGGUGGAGCAGUCUGCACCACUUCCUAGAGCUUGCAAGAGCGCUCCUUCUACAAAAGCUUCACCGAAAGCCCCUGCUAAAACUACCGCGAAAGCUCCACCGAAAGCACCAAUGCGAACCGCAAAAUCUCAUAAGCCAACCAAAGCCACAAAAGCGUCGGCACCGAAGCGGCGGAGGGAGAAGGCAUCCGAUCAUGUGGAACUUGCCAACCCGGUCAAGAAAGCGCGCAAAGGUUACGUAUACGAAGCUGUCCCUUCGUUACCUUCGGUCCCUGUCAGCGUCAUAGAAGUGACUCCGUCUAUACCAACUAUGCCAAAAACGAGUGUAGACGAUAGUGCUACGCAAACUCUGGGUAGGACGCAUUAUUUCUCCGCCAUGCUUGAGCAGCUUAUCAAUAGUCAAGCAGAGCUUUGUGCAGGAUCAGCCGUGAACCCUCCAUCCACUUUACCUACUCAUGUGUCUCGUCGCUUGAUGAUUACCCAGAAUCUACUCAAACGACAAUCACAAGAGCUGCAACAGGCUCACGAAGAAAACAAACGACUGGUGUCUCUUGUCGCUCUUAUGAAUUCAGUGAUCAAAAAAUUUAGGGAUGAGUAUACACCUGAGCUACGGAAUCUUCGUGACGCUAUCGGCGUGCUUAAGAGAGAGUUUGCUUUUUACCAAGAAGAGUUCGUGAUAGAAGCUAAAAAGAGUAUUGAUAAUAUUGCAGCGCAGAAAUUGAAAGUUCAACAAAGAAUUGAUGAUAUGGAGAGGAAGCACAUGCUUUUAAACGCCCGAAUAGAUCUCCAUGUCAAAGAAAAAGAGGCUAUCGAAGAACGCGCAGAUGGUUAUCUGAGGGACAUAAGUUCGCGUGAUCGUGACGUUAUUCUUGCAAACAAAGCACGUGAUAGGGCUGAGCGGAAGCUUAAUGACACUCUUUAUGUCGCAAACAAUGCAAAAUGUGCUCACUGUCAAAUCAGUGACAAAAUGCGAAAGCACUUGACUGAUGUGGUGGCUGAGAAAACGGUUCUGCUUGAAAAAUGUCAAAAGGAGUGUCUUGAUGCUAAAAAACGUGCGGAGCAGUCUGAUCGUAUCUCUCACAUACUAUCAAAGGAUAGUGAGAAGUUGAAGUUUGAAUUGAAUAGAUGGAAAUCAGAUGCUGAGCGAAAUAUCACGGAGAUAUCGCGAUUAAAGGAGGAAUUAAGGAAACUGACGAGUACGGUCCCACCAAAUAGCACCUAUGCCCCACAGAGCAGAAUUGAGCCCCAGACACCCAAGGAUAGCCCGCAUACGACUGGUUCAUUGGUCAGUCAUAGCGUAUCCCAAUCGCCCAUAUCACAGUCACCUGCUUACACUGAUCCGAAAAAGCGUAACUCCUCACCAGAUGAGCCAAAGAAGCAACUGCCUUCUGAUGAUGGACCUAUACUGAAACCUCCACCUCCCCCUCCACAAAUGCCAACGCCGCCAGAAGAGACUGAUGCAAUGUUUAAUGCAUGGCUACCAAAGGAACCAAGAAGGGGACACUCCCCUCAAAUCUCGUUUUUCAAUUCCUCUCCUGCUGGAUCGCGACACGAGAACCACCCUUCAAUGCGAAAUCCUUUCAACGGUCCUGUCAUCAGAGAACCUUUCAAUGGUCCGGUCAUUAGGGAUCCCUUCAAUGGUCCCAGAAGAGGUCGCUCUGUCAGCAGAAGUGGUUUUAUGCGUUCGCCUGGAGAGGAUAUGUGGGGAAACGCUGGGGACAGAAAUCAUGAGGUGCUGAGAGAACCAAAUUCACACAGAUUCGGUGAGCCAUCCCAAAGCGUCGGUUCGCGAACACCUACAGAUAAUUUCGCCAAACAUCAUAGCCCUCGACAAGAGGAGCCAUGUCCACGCGAUACAGUGCCAAUGAUAGGAAAAUUACCGUCUAGAAUUACCAAAGCGAAAGCUGGAAAAGUUGAUGACGCUACAAUUUCAAAUGGCGAGAAAAAGGGAACAGUCCCAAACAAUGAGGAAAACGCGACAAUCUCAGACGCCGAGAAAAACGCAACAAUCUCUAAUGGCGAGAAAAACGAGAAAACAUCUGCCUCAGUUCCGCCUGUUGUUGCAGCGCAAAGUAGGAUUGCUGAGCCGAAGGAGAGUAUCAAGAAAGGUAAAGCCAAGAACAAAAACAAGAAGAAGAAGAAAAUGCUUCAUGCGGCACCUUUUGGAUUCCCUAUAAAAACUAUGCAGCCAGGGCCUGCCUUUAAAGCAGCGCCUUUCAAUGGCCCAGCAUCUCAUCUCAAAUCCGGACCCUCCAUCAUCCAAGAAGCUGCACCACAUCCAGCGGAGACGAUACGGACCAGAUUCUCGAGUUCACCGCUUCCUUGGCAUCGGGCAGAAGCCGCUGCUGCUCCCGUUGAAUAUAAUGCUUGGGAACGUGGUUUUCCUCCCUCAUUACCCCAGCCAUUCGAGAGGAGGAGCUUGUUGGAUAGCGAUCUCGUUCCAAACAGACCAUUCAUUCAGAAAACGCGAAGGAACUUUUGGGAACCCUAGCUGCUUGGUUAAAUUGCUCUUCUCAUGUCUUAUUCACAUUAGUUGACUUUUCAUACUAAAUACACAAUGACAACGAUCCUUUGUUUUUCUUUCACUCUUCACGGGUAUAUGUUGCUAGGAUAGAGGAGAUAUUUGGGUUUUUGCUUUCUGCUUGUUACUUUCCUUACAUUUUGUUUUUGUACGCGAUUGUUAGCCCAUUCUCCGUUAAUUUCUGUGGCGUAUUUCUUAUUCUUGUAUCAUUAGUAGCUUUCUGACUCGGUGUGUUCAGAAAGUUCCACUGACUAGUCCCAGUACUUUCACCAACCUUUGCGUCAAAGAAAUCAGCACGUACAUGGAUUUAUUAUGGUUUAAAGAACAUCGUAACUACCUAUUAUCGAAUAAUGUAACUCGUUAUGAUUGAUAAAUUUAUAAAUAAAGAUGCAACUAAUGUAACACAAG
Molecule: messenger RNA, 4095 nt
Organism: Cylicocyclus nassatus
Lineage: Eukaryota; Metazoa; Nematoda; Chromadorea; Rhabditida; Strongylidae
Source: the annotation of a GenBank genome assembly